Molecule: messenger RNA, 1161 nt
Organism: Eruca vesicaria subsp. sativa (arugula)
Lineage: Eukaryota; Viridiplantae; Streptophyta; Magnoliopsida; Brassicales; Brassicaceae
Source: the annotation of a GenBank genome assembly
CUUUUCCAAUGAAGAAUCUUUUGCGCAGUUCAUCUUAGAUCGGAGAUAUUAUCGUCGUCUGUUUCCACUUAAAUUGAGAACAGAGAAUCGAAUAACGAAGCCCACUUGGACUUUUAAAUGGGACAGAAGACAACAAUGGAUUCAGAACAUGGCAUCAUGCUCGGUUUUGAAGAUCCAAUGAGGAUUGAACCCAGCAGAGACCGUUUCCCAUGCUGCAUUGUCUGGACACCACUCCCUUUCAUUACAUGGCUGGUUCCCUUUAUAGGCCACGUGGGUAUCUGCAGAGAAGACGGUGUCAUCCUCGACUUCGCGGGACCUAACUUCGUCUGUGUUGACAAUUUCGCCUUUGGAGCUGUGUCUCGUUACAUCCAAAUCAACAAAGCUAAGGAAUCAUCUCUUUCUUCCAACUCAUGUAUGUUCAAUGAAGAAGGAGACGCUACUAACGAGAAAGAGCCAACAUGGGAUGAUGCGUUGAGGAAAGGCACGCAGGAGUAUCAACACUAUUCUUACAACAUAUUGACUUGCAACUGUCACUCCUUUGUAGCUAACAACCUGAACCGUCUAGCGAUACGAUCAGGUGGAUGGAAUGUUGUGAAUCUCGCAGCGUUAGUGUUUCUUAAGGGACGUUGGGUGAGCAAAACUGCGAUGGUUAAGGCUUUUCUGCCUACGGUUGUAAUCUAUGGUAUAGGGAUGUUAAUAGGUGGAUGGACAUUCGUAGCUUCUUGUGGUGUUCUAGCGUUUUUGCUUACGGGUUGGUUCAUCUUGGGAACGUAUUGUUUCAAGAGAUUGAUUCAGUUGUAAGAUUUGGUUUAUGAUCCAAGGAUCUAUGGUAAUGAAGAAGCAAUGUGGGUUUAAUGUGAAGAUGAUUGAUAUGGCUGGGAACUUAUUGUCGUAAUGUGACAGACCAAAGACUGUUGUAAUUUAAAACAUUCCAUCGUUUUCACUAUGGAGAAGGGAAAGGUCUUGGUGUUUGUGUGUACAGUGUAUUCUUUGAGAAUGCGUCUUGUAUCACUCGGGAGAACUAGUGUUCACUUUGAAUCCACAAGAAAACGUUCGAAUAAUCUUUAAUAUACAACAUACCAAUCGCAAGACACAUAAAUGAGGAAGAUGGUAAUGAAUAUGAAAAUUUGGAUGCAAGUCUCUCUCUAUCCAUGUCUCGUC